AACGGCUCCCGGCGCCGAGCGUUGGCGCCUGCGCAAUGCCGCCCGCCGGCUCGCCGCUCCCCCACGAAGCUUCGUGAAGAUUCCGGAAAGCUCCGCUCGGCUCUUUCCGCCGCGGCCGCCGCGCCGCCCCCCGGCCCGGCGCUGCCCGGCUUCCGGCUGCCGCUCUGCCGCUCUGCCUGGCGGCCGCGGAGGAGCCGCUGCCGGCCGCUGCGCCGCCAUGUCUUUGCUCUGCUACAACCGCGGCUGCGGCCAGCGCUUCGACCCCGAGACCAACACGGAGGAUUCAUGUACAUAUCAUCCAGGUGUGCCAGUCUUUCAUGAUGCUCUGAAAGGUUGGUCGUGUUGUAAGAGAAGAACAACAGACUUUUCUGACUUCUUAAGCAUUGUGGGCUGUACAAAGGGUCUCCAUAACAGUGAGAAACCUCCUGAGCCUGUUAAACCAGAAGUCAAAACUACCUCUGAACGAAAGGAGCUAGCUGAACUGAAACCCAAAUUUCAAGAACACAUAAUUCAGGCACCAAAACCACUGGAAACAAUUAAAAGACCAAGCCCAGAUGAGCCAAUGACAAAUUUGCAGCUGAAAGUCUCAGCUUCAUUGAAGCAAGCUUUAGAUAAACUGAAACUGUCAUCAGAAAAUGAGGAGAAAAAAGAAGAGGACAGUGAUGAAAUCAAGAUUGGGACAGCAUGUAAAAAUGCAGGCUGUUCAAAAACUUACGAAGGACCACAGAGCACAGAAGAAGUAUGUAUAUACCAUUCUGGUGUACCUAUAUUCCAUGAAGGGAUGAAGUAUUGGAGCUGUUGUAAAAGAAAAACAUCUGACUUCAAUACAUUUUUAGCUCAAGAAGGCUGUACAAGAGGAACACACAUAUGGACUAAAAAGGAUGCGGGAAAGAAAGUAGUUCCAUGCAGGCAUGACUGGCACCAAACUGGAGGGGAAGUAACUAUUUCGGUAUAUGCUAAAAACUCUGUUCCUGAUCUUAGUUAUGUAGAAGCAAAUAGCACAAUGUUAAAUAUCCACAUUGUAUUUGAAGGAGAAAAAGAAUUUCAUCGCAGUGUGAAAUUAUGGGGAGUAAUUGAUGUAAAGAGGAGUUAUGUGAACAUGACGGCUACAAAAAUUGAGCUUACUAUGAGAAAAGCAGAGCCCCUUUUGUGGGCAAGCCUUGAAUUACCAGUAUCCAAUGCACAACAGAAAAAAGAGAAUUCCAAUCAAUAAUGAAUCCCAGAGACAAGUUAUUUCCCAUUUUGAAGUGGUGACUUGCUACUGUAAUCAAGUAUUUAACUUUUAUAUAGAUUCAUUUUUUUAUGCUAGAUCUUGCGCUCCAGUCUACAAAGAAAGUUGAUGCAUAGUAAAUGAGGGUGUAAACAUGAAGAGUAAUAGCUGUUUUUGCUCUUGCUCCCAGGAGUAUAUUUAUUCUAGUUGGAGUGUUUCCAUGGAAAGCUAGAGUAAAAGAGCUAUUGCAGUUUGCUUACAACCUUGCCUACUACGCACUGACUUUCUGAACAGAGGCUCUCAGUCCAUAUGGUAUGUUAAUUUUUCAAGUGUUCUGUUUAGACUGGAUCUGCUGGGUAGUACCUGCUAAAUUCAGCUCUAUUCAUUAUGAAACUUUAAUAAUAAGGAUAUGAAAUCUGAGUUUAUAAAGUGAUUAACAUGCAGUUCCAUCUAGAAUAAAAAGGGUACUGUAAAUAUGGAAGGACACUUGUAGAUUCUUCCACUUUUGUCUUCUGAAACUAAUGUUUUGUUACCUGUUGGCUGUGGAAUGAUGGAAUAAAGGGUAUUUUGCUAAGGGUUUAAGUACUUGCUGACGUAUUUACUAUCUUUUAUGUGUGAAAGCAGGAGACAAAAAAGACUACAGCAGGGUAGGCAAGAGGGGAUUUUUUUGCUCCUCUGCCUUUCCCUAGCAUUGGUGCUUGAGCUGUUAAAUGGAAAAGUGAAUGGACAAUGAAAUGGCUGAAUAACCUACCAAAAUGCAGAAUAUUGUAAAAUUGCCAAGCUCCUGUCUGUAUUUAUUUGGCAGAGUUAUUAUAAUGUAUAUUCUGUCCUAUUCCACAACACUUGAAAUUAUGAAUUUUUUCCAAAGUGGAUGGAUGUCUGUAGUAGUAGAAGACAGUACACACUAUAGGUAUCUGAGAAAGAUUCUGUGUCGGUAUACAUAGCUCGUUGCCGAAGGUAGUAAGCAAAGAACUUAAUAUACCGAUAGCAUGAGUCCUAAGAGAAGCAAACAACAAGCUUUAAAAUAUAUGUCUCAAAUCAUAAUUAUACCAUUCAGUUAAAGUGAUGUAAAAAUACAUUUUUUCCUUCAGCCUCAUAAGCAGAAUACAGUGAAUUAGAAAAACAAGACCAUAUUUUUGUUUUCAUUUCUCCAACAGUGAAGAUUUAUGGCUGAAAACAGGAAAGUUUUUAAAGGUGUGACUUAUAUCAUGCAGUAAUAUUAAUUUCUCAUUCUGCUUAAAAUUGCUUCUUAAUUUUGGGUUAUAGCUGAUAGAAAAAAGCAUGCUUUCAUGUGUAAGUCAUGCAAAAUAAACACAAUUAUUUAUUGUGCCGAAACUUACAAAGGUAAGCAUGCAGUCAUGUGGAGCUGAUGCUUAUCUUGCCUACCUUGGAAGACCUGGAGCAAAGCCAGUAGGAACUUAGAAUACAGGAAAAGCAUUUGGAAGUUAAGAAUGGGUUUCUAAGAAUCUUACCCUUUUCCAAUAGGUGUAACUUGAUUUGAGUUCAGAGUUCUGUCUCUAGUAGUAUUUUGAAAUCCUGCUUUGUGCGUAAAGUAGGAGGAAAUACAUUGCCAAAGAACUACCCCCCCCCCCCCCAAGAAAAAAAAAAAAGUAGGAAGAACGUAACACCAGUGUUACAUACAUGAAAUCUGUUUGGGCGCUUCUUCACCUUUGUUUCAAGAUCCUGUUUCCUCAUUGACUUUGAGGAGGGUGUAUGAUUGCUUGCUCCCUUGGGCCCCUAUUAAAAAACUCCAGCUCUGAGUUACCUCUAAGUUUUGCCUUAAAGCAUUCUGUUAACUUUUAAUAAUGCCUUUUUAAAACAAACUUGAAAAUGUCAGAUGCUAUCCAGUGGUGAGGUACAGGCUUGCAAAAAUUUAUGCCUGAAAAUGGUCAUCUAAAGAUUGUACAGAUGUCUGGUAUGUUCUGAGCAAACAAGUACAGUUCUUACAAUAGUGACAGUGGUUACUUAAGUGGAUGAAGAAUUCUAGAUGCUGCAACUAGUAGCAUGGCAUGUGUAUUUUUGUAAGCAGAACUCUGAACUUGGACAGCAAAAUGAGCACUCUGUAAAUGCCAGGAUAAAAUUCUUAUUUAACAAGCAAGUUAAAAAUGUAUGUCUGUUUAUCCAUAUGUAUAUAUAAAUAGUCUAAAUGUCUUAUGUAAAUGUUUUCCAUGUUUUAUUUCUUCCAUCUUUUUCAGUUUAAUUGCAGCAUCAUAUGCAGUAAAUUUAUAUCAUGUAAAAUCCAUUUCCAGGAACUACAAGGGAAGUGGAAUUACAGAAUUUCUGUUUUUAAGCAAGUCAUAAUACUUGAUGAAAGCUAUCAGUCAUCUGAUCACUUAGCAUGCCAAGCACUAAAUUUAGCAAAGUGUAGAUGAAUGGAACUUCCGUUGUUUAGGCUACAGGCUUUGGAAUCCUCUAUCUAUUCAUUAUACUGUUUUAAAUUACAUUCUGCUAGUAGCUGGGACAGCCUGGCGAUACAGUAGGUAAAAGAAAGCUCCUGUAAACCUUGUAACCUUGUCUUCAGUUUUGUUGCCCCCCCCUUUUUUUUUUUUCUUUAAGUGUAAUAAUUCUUUAGCAGCUUCAUAUAGCCGUAUGUAUGCAUCCAUUGUAAAGUUGCAAAAGCUGUGUCACUUGAUGAAUUCGAAUGCUUUGAGGAGAUUCUUACUGUUACUCAGAAGCUGUCUCUAAAUCUAAUGUUUGAUCCUAUGACAUGAAGAAAUGAGAUCUUGAAAUGGUUAGUAGUAGGUGGCACUUCAAUAGAGUUCUAUUUUUACUAGCUUUUAUUAGUAAACGUGAAGAGAAGAUGAAACCAAUUUUGGUACACCAAACCAAUCAUAAUACUUCUUGAAAGCAAUAUUUGAAAAUAUAGAUAAGUGAUUUUUUUUGAUCAUACAGGUUUUCACCUGUCUAAUAGAAGUUAAAAUAAAUAACUGCAUAAAGUGUACUGGAAUAUUUGCAGUUAAAUUACCCCUUAUUUCAUGUCUUCAGAAGUUGUACUGUAUUUAACAGGUUGGUUAACUUGCUAGAGUCUAGUUAUAUUUUUCUAUUUCAUGGGACUCUAAAAGCUAUACUGUGUUUAAGAAUAAGUUUACAUGUUAUACAUGUAGAGAGCAUAUUAUAUGUCUCAGAACUGACCAUUCAGGUGCAUGUAAAACUGUUUUCCUUCAUAGUCCCUUAAAAUGAAAAAUACUGUAUGGAUUUAUAAAUUUUGUGGGUUUUUUUCUCCCUCGUGUAUAAGCACAUUUUCCAACCUAGCAUUACAUACUGUUAUCUCUAACAGAACGUUUCUUGGAGGAGUUGGAAUUUAUUUUUAAGGUUAAUACACGUGGGCUGUUCCACUGCUCUGACUCUUACAUUUUACAUGGCACUGAUGUAAUUAAAAAAAAAAAAAACUUCCAUCUACUGAUCUGCUGGAACACUUGCAUUAUCAAGUCACCAUUUCAGUAGUUUAGGAACUAGUUUUGUUAGGAAUUUUGCCUUGAAAAAAAGUCUACUUAAUCUAUGUAAUGAUGCAGAUUUUUGCUUGCAUUCUUUAAACAUGGCAUGAGUGUUGGUGAAAUACUGUAACAUCACUGGUCCUUCCUUAUUGCUAUUAAUUUUUUUUUAUUUUUAUUCAAGAAGGAUCUUUUUUAAGGUAAUGAGGUAUGUGUCUGGAACACUGUUUUAAGGUGGUAAUAAUUUUGCCAUUAUAAGAGUCUUGAAUUAUGUUGGGGGAGGGAGGUGUCUUUUGCAUGGUUGUCUGAUUCUGUACAUUCGUAAAACUUACAUGCAGAAAAUUUUUCUGAUCUCAUGUCUUCACGCUCUAGGUUUUUUGUUUUUUCUGAAUGUAUUCAAUAAAAUUCUUAUUACAUCCUG
Molecule: messenger RNA, 5062 nt
Organism: Dromaius novaehollandiae (emu)
Lineage: Eukaryota; Metazoa; Chordata; Aves; Casuariiformes; Dromaiidae
Gene: CHORDC1
Product: cysteine and histidine rich domain containing 1
Exons: 11
Coding region: 218-1213 (331 amino acids)
Source: RefSeq, a predicted model, not a curated record